This is a messenger RNA of Diachasma alloeum, 9232 nucleotides long. Its product is annotated as fibrillin-2. The record is from RefSeq and is a predicted model, not a curated record. The transcript has 17 exons. NCBI's taxonomy places the organism in Eukaryota, Metazoa, Arthropoda, Insecta, Hymenoptera, Braconidae. Gene Ontology annotation, molecular function: calcium ion binding. Bases 1 to 8628 code for a protein of 2875 amino acids.
AUGAGACUCACAAUUUGUCUCUUUUUACUUGUCUCAUCGACUCAUCAGGAUUCGUUGCGCGAUCGGCAGUAUCAUCGGCCGACUCGUCCAGCUACACCUAGAGGCAUUGACAACAACCAGACGGUCGCACCUAUUGGACCCAACGUCUGCCGGAUGAGGGACAGGAGGAGUCACUGCUGUCCUGGGUGGACCAAGAAACCGGAAACUGAUCUAUGUCUUGUUCCAAUAUGCGGAAGAGGUUGUGGCAACGGUCGCUGCAUCCGACCGAACAUAUGUCGUUGCGAAGGAGGAUCGAUUGCAAUGGCCUGUCAGUCCUCCACCCAAACUCCUCAAACACGAGCCCAUGAAGCUCAUAGAGAGCCACAAACUAGUCGUCCUGGCGGUUCUGGGAGCUGCAGGGCACAAUGCAUCAACGGAAAUUGUGUCGACGGUAGAUGCCAGUGCAGGCCGGGAUAUCAGGGUGAAUUUUGCAAUGAACCAAUCUGUCGUGAGCCGUGCUUGAACCAGGGAAGAUGCAUUGGUCCUGACAGGUGUGCCUGCAUCUACGGCUACACUGGGAGAAAAUGUGAAACGGAUUACAGGACAGGUCCUUGUUACACUAAAGUCAAGAAUGGCCAGUGUCUGGUUCAUCUUCAGGGGGUUGUCUGCACGAGACAGAUGUGCUGCGCCACUGUCGGCAAGGGCUGGGGUCACCCCUGCGAGCGCUGUCCUGCGAGGCUUGAUUGUGAAAUUGGACACAUCAAGACGAAACAGGGAGAAUGCGUUGAUAUCAAUGAAUGUGAGGCGAUCCCUGGCCUCUGCGAGGGAGGUAAAUGCAUCAACACCCCAGGAUCAUUCCAGUGCGAAUGCCCGGAAGGACAAGCGCGGGACAUGGACACGAACGAGUGCAAGGACAGGGACGAGUGUCAGGAGGAAGAUGUUUGUGGCGAUGGGAAGUGCAUAAAUACACUCGGGGGAUUUUACUGCGUUUGCAAUCCUGGAUUUAUCCAGAGUCAGGAUCGAAAAUUCUGCAUUGAUGGUAGACAAGGACUAUGCUACACAGCUGUAAACAGAAAUGGUGAAUGCAAAAAUCGACUGGCAGUGAGACUCAGUAAGAAAGACUGCUGCUGUGGUAAAAACAUGGGGAGGGGCUGGGGCGACGAGUGCUACAUCUGCCCGAAUCCCGGAAGCGACGAUUACAAUAAAAUAUGCUCCGAAGCCCAGCACAUUGCCAUCAACGAGUGUGUCCUCCGUCCAGACAUCUGCGGGGGUGGCAAGUGCAUCGACACUGAUGAUGGGUACGAGUGCGAGUGUUUCCCCGGGUAUGUCAAGCGUUUCGGAAGGUGCGAGGAUGUCGACGAGUGUCAACAGGGUUAUUGUCAGGGGGGAACUUGUCAGAAUCUUCCUGGGAGUUUUCUCUGUCACUGCCCACCUGGAUUUGUGGUGUCCGGCGAGGGGAAAUAUUGCAGUGAUCACGACGAAUGCCAAGACACAGGAAUGUGCACAAACGGCCACUGUACAAACAUGAAUGGUUCAUUUCGUUGUCAGUGCAACGACGGUUACAUCCUAUCACCCUCUAAGAACACAUGUACUGACAUAAACGAGUGCUCCGAGAACCCCCGAAUCUGCCUGAACGGCAGAUGCGAGAACACCCCGGGUUCGUACCACUGCGUCUGCCAAUCGGGUUUCACCCCCUCCAACGACAACACCUUCUGCGUGGACAUGGACGAGUGUUCAACCACGGGAAUGUGCAACAACGGAAGAUGCGUAAACAUGGAGGGAUCCUUCAAAUGCGUCUGCGACUCUGGUUUCCGUUUGGGCCCGGACCAGAGCCACUGCAUCGACAUCGACGAGUGCCUGAGCAGUCCCUGCCAGAACGGCCGCUGCAAGAACACCCCCGGAAACUUCAAAUGCGAGUGCAACCUGGGUUUUGACCUCGGCCCAGACGGUCGCUCCUGCCUGGACACCCGACGCGACUUGUGCUACUCGCAGUACCGAGACGGCCAGUGUUCAAACCCGACGUCAACGGCCGUGACCAAAUCCAGCUGCUGCUGCUGCACGAUAAUCCUGGGCCAACCCCUGGGUUGGGGGAGCAGCUGCCAGCGCUGUCCCACCCCAAACAGUCCAGAGUUUGAGGCCCUCUGCCCCCACGGAGCCGGAAUGACGUACAACGGUGACGACAUCAACGAGUGCGCGCAGAACCCCAACAUCUGCGUCAACGGUGGCUGCGAAAACCUGAUGGGCACCUACCGCUGCAUCUGCGACAGCGGCUACGAGCUGGACCCAACCGGAAAAAUCUGCAGCGACAUCAACGAGUGCGAGCUGGAGCAGUCCCUCUGCAGCGGUGGUCAGUGCAGAAACACCCCUGGCAGCUUCCAAUGCGUCUGCCCAACUGGGACCAGAUUCAACAGCGCUAACCAGAUGUGCGAGGACAUCGACGAGUGCGACGAGCUCGGGGCGGAUGUCUGCAUCAACGGCAUCUGCAUCAACACCAAAGGGUCGUAUCAGUGCGAGUGCUCCAACGGUUACAUCCUCGAUAACACAGGACACAUCUGCAUGGAUAACCGACGGGGUACCUGUUGGACGAAGAUCAUAGACGGCAGAUGUGAGAACAACUUCCCCAGACUGGCGCUGAAGUCCGAGUGCUGCUGCUCGGUUGGCGUUGCCUGGGGCAGCCCCUGCGAGACCUGUGACUACUCCCUCUGCGAGUGCUCGAAGGGUUACGCUAAAGUCGAUGGGAAAGCUUGUGCCGACAUCAAUGAGUGUGAGCUCAACACUGGGAUCUGCAAGGGUGGUGGGACCUGUGUGAACACUGAUGGGUCUUACAGGUGUGAAUGCCCACCGGGGCUGACCCUGGACGCCACUCACACGACCUGCAUAGACACCAGACAGGAGACCUGCUUCAUGGAUUACCGUCAUGGUCAGUGUACGAGCUCCAUCGAAGGGAGAUUCUCCAAGAGCAUCUGCUGUUGUUCGGUGGGAAGGGCCUGGGGCAACGACAAGUGUGAGCUGUGUCCAAAGACCGGAACACAGGUCCACUCCGAGUUGUGUCCUAAGGGGGAUGGGUUCACGGAGAAGGUCGACAUCAACGAGUGCAUCGAGUUCCCGGGGAUGUGCCUCAAUGGGAGAUGCAAGAACACAGUGGGCAGCUACAGUUGUCGAUGUAAUCAAGGCUACGCUCUUGACGAGAAUGGGAUCAAGUGCAAUGACAUUGACGAGUGCGAAAUCAUGCGAGGGGUGUGUGGGAAUGGGACUUGUGUCAACACCCCUGGGACCUUCCAGUGUGAGUGCGAUGAGGGGUACAGAGGGUCUGACAUCAUGAAGGUGUGUAUGGACAUCAACGAGUGUGAAGAGACGCCGGGGUUGUGCAGAGGGGGCACCUGCAGGAACGUUGAGGGGGGUUACAGGUGUCUCUGCCCCCCAGGUCACGAGCUGAGUCCUGACAAGCAGUCCUGCAAGGACAUCGACGAGUGCUCAAGGACCAGCGGCAUCUGCUCCAACGGAGUCUGCGAGAACAUGAUGGGGACGUACCAGUGCAUCUGCGACGACGGCUUCCGGCAGACGGGCCUCAAAUCCCAUUGCGAGGACAUCAACGAGUGUGCGGUCAACAAUGCCGGGUGUGAAGAUGUCUGCACGAACACCCCUGGAAGCUUCACGUGUUCUUGCGGACCUGGGCUGGCACUCAAUUUAGACGGGAGGACCUGUUCUGACAUCGACGAGUGCAAGGAAAACCCGAGAAUAUGCAAUGGCGGCAAAUGCACGAAUUUGGCGGGAACUUACUCCUGCCAUUGUAGGCAUGGUCUAUUACCCGGAACGGAUGGAACUUCUUGCAUUGACAUUGACGAGUGCGUGACACAGCCCAGGAUCUGCGGGUAUGGAGAAUGCAGGAAUACCAUUGGGUCCUUUGAUUGCCGAUGCGAGGAGGGGUACUCUGUGAAACCUGAUUCCGGCCCGGACUGCACUGAUGACGACGAAUGCCUUCUCAAUGAUCAUUCUUGCAGUGAGUUCGCGGCAUGUCAGAACACCCCGGGGUCUUAUCAGUGCACAUGCCACGAUGGAUUCAUUGGGAAUGGGAUUGAGUGCAGGGACAUCAACGAGUGUCUUGUUAACAAUGGCGGGUGUGACAUGAAUGCCCAGUGUAUCAAUACGGAGGGAUCCUUCAAGUGCGUCUGCGACGCUGGAUUCAGGGGGGAUGGGUACACCUGCAGGGAUAUUGAUGAGUGCACGAAUGAUCCCACGUUGUGUGAGAAUGGACACUGUCUUAAUUAUCCGGGGUCCUUCAGGUGUGAGUGCGAAAUGGGGUUCAUGCAUCCUGAUGAGAAUAAUGAGCAGGCUUGCAUUGAUAUCAAUGAGUGUGAUAUGUUCCGAAAUCUCUGUGUUUACGGCAAGUGUGAGAACAUCUUCGGGAUGUUCAGGUGCGAGUGUGAUGAUGGGUAUAAGUUGGAUGGGUCUGGGGGGAACUGCACAGAUAUUGAUGAGUGUGAGAGUCCACAGGCCUGCCAGUACGGGAGGUGUGUUAACACCCAGGGGACUUACAGGUGCGAGUGUCCGAUUAAUCAUGAACUGGUUGAGGCUGGAAAUGCUUGUGUUGACCGUCGGGAAUCCUUAUGCUUCACCGGGGAAGAGCACGGUACCCGGCGUCCCCAAUGUGUUUUCGACAUGUCCUCCACCGUGACCAAAGCCACCUGCUGCUGCAGCAUUGGUAACGCGUGGGGUACGCGUUGCGAGCAGUGCCCGGCGGUCGGAACCAGAGAAUUCGAAGAGCUGUGUCCCGGUGGCCCGGGCUACCGUCCAAAUCGGCUGACAGUCAUUCUCGAAGACAUCAACGAAUGCGAGGAACACGAGAACCUUUGUCAGAACGGCCACUGUACCAACACCUUCGGCAGUUUCAUGUGCUCCUGCAACGAGGGCUUCAUCCUCGAUGAAACAAAGACCAGCUGCAUCGACAUCGAUGAGUGCUCCCUUCACCCCCAGAUUUGCGGCGUCGGCUACUGCAUCAACGACCAAGGAAAGUACCACUGCGAAUGCCCGGAGGGUUACAUGUCCAUGCCGGGGGGCAAGGAGUGCGUCGACAUGCGGAAGGAACUCUGCUACAUGAAGUAUGAAGAUGGUCAGUGCAGCCACUCGAUGGUCCACCCGCAAACCAAGAUGCUGUGCUGCUGUUCGAUGGGAGCAGCCUGGGGUCAGCCCUGCGAAAGAUGUCCGGGUGAACGAACCCGGGAACACGAGAUCCUCUGCGGUAUGGUGCCCGGCCAAAUCAUGAACCCCAUCACCAAUCACACCGAGGAGAUCGACGAGUGCUCUUUGAUGCCCACCAUGUGCACCCAUGGUAGGUGCAUCAAUACCCCCGGUAGCUUCGAGUGCCAAUGCGAUAUCGGUUACGUUUACGACGAGGACUCCCACCAGUGCAUUGAUGAGAACGAGUGCCAGCAAACACCGAACCCAUGUUCCGGCAACGCCCAGUGCAUCAACCUCCAAGGAACAUUCGAAUGUAGAUGUCCAGCCGGGUAUAAACUAGGCAUAAGUCAACGAAGCUGUGUAGACAUCGACGAGUGCUUCGAGAGACCUGGAAUCUGCGCCAACGGCAUCUGCAAUAACCUCCAAGGAAGCUUCCAGUGCAUCUGCCACCUGGGCUUCGCCCUGACUCGAGACCGGGACUCCUGCGUGGACAUCGACGAAUGCCAACGGAACCUCAACAUCUGCAACAACGGUACCUGCAUCAACACCCUGGGAUCCUACAAGUGUCAGUGCUACGAAGGCUUCAAACUCAGCCCCAACAACGACUGCGCGGACAUCGAUGAAUGCAGAGUAAUGCCGUUUUUGUGUAGGAACGGAAGGUGUAAGAACGUCAUUGGUUCCUUCAUCUGCGAGUGCGCUGAUGGAUAUAUCCUCGCCCAGGACGGACAACACUGCAGGGACAUUGACGAGUGCGUGGAGAUCCCGGGGCUCUGUCCGUACCCUGGAAAAUGCCAGAAUCUCAUGGGCUCGUACAUCUGCAGCUGUCCACCGGGGUAUGAACUAGACAGCAGUAAGAAGAGGUGUAUCGAUGUCGACGAGUGCAUCGAGACCCGCAACAUCUGUGAAAACGGCAAGUGCAUAAAUACCGAGGGUGGCGUCAUUUGCGAGUGUCCAGAGGGCUUCAAGCUCAGUGACAAAUGGAACUCGAUGACGUGUGUUGAUGUUAGGGAGGAGCAGUGCUACGAUAAAUUCAGGAGGGGACAGUGUCUAGCGCCUAGAUUGGGGGGCAUGACGAAGAAGCACUGUUGCUGUACGAUGGGAAAGGCCUGGGGGAGGAACUGUGAGAUGUGCCCCAGAGAGGGUACAGAAGAUUUCAAGAACCUCUGCCCAGAAGGCCCAGGUAGAGACGACACUGGAGUUGACCUGAACGAGUGUCUCUUCAUGCAGGACGUCUGUCAUGGUGGCGACUGCAUCAACACGGACGGGUCCUUCAGGUGCGAUUGCCCGCCCGGCUAUACCCUGGACGAAACAGGAAGGAGGUGUGUAGACCACAAUGAAUGCGUCCACAAUCAGAACAUCUGUGGGAACGGAACUUGCUCCAACGUCGAGGGAGGCUUCGAGUGCUCCUGCAGCAACGGCUUCGCCCCGGGGGCCAAUCAGGUCUGCGAGGAUGUCAACGAGUGUCUGGAGAUGGGAAAUCAGUGUGCCUUCAGAUGUCACAAUGCUCUGGGGUCCUUCAGGUGCAUCUGCCCUUACGGCUAUGUCCUAGCUGCUGAUGGAAGACACUGCAUCGAUGUUGAUGAGUGCUCCACACCUGCGAAUAACUGCAAGUUCCAGUGUAAGAAUCUCAUCGGGAGCUUCAUGUGUAUCUGUCCACCUGGCUAUCAGCAGAUAGGGAUGACUGACGAGUGCAAAGAUGUUGAUGAGUGCUCGGUCAAUUCUGGGCUGUGUAGGAAUGGACGGUGUGUCAAUCUUGAGGGGAGUUAUCAGUGCAGGUGUUACGAUGGCUUCGAACAGAAUUCUGAUGGAAAGUCCUGCAUUGAUAGGAGGGUUGGGUACUGCUUCCUGAGGACCAUAGGGGGCAGGUGCACAGCGAGGACCUCUGAGUUGAGGACUGUCACCAAGGCUGACUGCUGUUGCACCAUGGGUGCUGCUUGGGGAACUCACUGCGAACUCUGUCCUUCCAGGGAUUCUGAUAAUUACAACGAGCUGUGUUUGGACAAAGGGUUUUCUCUCGAUGGACAGGACAUUGACGAGUGCAGGGCCAUCCCAGAUUUAUGUAGGAAUGGAAUCUGUAUCAAUACACUGGGGUCCUUCAGGUGCAUCUGUAAUAAGGGGUACAGGGCGGACAAGUCUGGGACGCAGUGUCAUGAUGUCAAUGAGUGCGAGUUGACACCGAGUCCCUGCAAAUUCAGCUGUCAGAAUACAGACGGGAGCUUCACGUGCUCGUGCCCUGUUGGGUUCAUUCUGAAUGCUGAUGGGGUUGGGUGCAGGGAUCUUGAUGAGUGUGCUACCGGGAAUCAUUUGUGCCAACAGAAGUGCAUUAACACUGAGGGGAGCUACACCUGCGCUUGUAGGGAUGGAUACACUCAGCAUGGUGAUGCUUGUCAUGAUAUUAAUGAAUGUGAACAACAUGGGACAUGCCCCAAGCCUGGAACAUGCAUCAAUACCCUUGGCAGCUUCAGGUGCAUUUGUCCAAGGGGUUUCAAACUCGAUCAUAACGGGAAAUUCUGCACUGAUAAUAACGAAUGCAGUGACGAUGGGACUUGCGAGCACGGAUGUCAGAACUUCAUGGGAAGCUAUCGUUGCGGAUGCCCGGACGGAUUCGUUCAGCAUCUCUACUACAAUCAGUGUAUUGAUGAGAACGAGUGUCUCAGUUCACCCUGUGGAGAGAGCAACUGCAUCAACACUUUGGGGAGCUACAAAUGCGGCUGUUCAGAGGGACAUCAGUUUGAUAAUAAUCGACAGAGUUGUGUUCAGGUGAGUCCUGGAUGCGUGGGGAGUCCAUGUGCCUUUGGAUGCAUGCCAAGUGGCUCCAAUGGAUUCCUCUGCGGCUGUCCAAAUGGAUAUCAACGCAUUGGACAGGGACAUUGUUUGUCGACGAUAAAUCCGAUGGCCCAAGGGGGCUACAGGGAGGACAUCGGAAAUGUUCCGACGUUCGUCAUAAAUCCAGAUCCUUACCACAUUCCCCCAGCGGAUGACAAAAUCAUUUCGACGGAGGGGUGCUUCUCUUGCAAGAUCAACGGAAAGGAGAGACACAGGAGAGGCACGAAAAUUCGUCACGGCAAUCAUACGAUCGGUCUCAGGCAUAUGUCACCACGUAAGAGAAGAUUCGGACAGAUUUCGAAGAAGUCUAUGCUUCGAAAAGCAAAAAGGCAUCAUCACGGAGAAGAGUACGUGAUGAAGGUGAAUCUUAGACAGACGAAACAUAAAAUGCGGAUAAUCAAGUUGCAGCCGGCGCUCAAGGACGAAAAAAUCGAGUACACGAUAGUGAAAGGCAACAAAGCCAACCACUUCGAGGUGGCCAUGGACAAGGGUGGAAUAUGGGCUCUUCACUUUAGGCAUCAAUUGAAGAAAACUGGUGAAUUCAAAGUGGUCAUCCAUGGAAAACCAGUCAAUGGUAUAACAGCUGAGAAUGAAAUUUGGGAGAAACCUCUGACAUUCAGAGUGCACAUCAUCGUGACAGGGUAGAAGCAAUUGCCACAAAGUCGAAACACUAUUUUCCAAAUCCAAAUUCCAUUAAAAUGGAGGGCAGUACUCAUUCACCAUUGAAAUAUACUCAGAACCUCACGACGUGCUGCGCGAAUGAACCUUCUCACACUGCCAGGAUAUAUAAUAUAUUCGUUUAAUUAAAACCGAAACGCUUGCCAAGUAUUCAAUGCGAAAAGAUGUUCGAUGAAAUUGUGUGUUCGAUAAAAUUUGUGUUCAGACUGUAAUUGUCACAUCAAAACUAUUUAAAAUACGAAUUAUAAUAUGAGGAAAGAGAACUGGAGGCGAGAGCGAAGGAGGAAGAGAUGAAUUGGUCCAACUAGAGGCCAAAGUGUUCACAGAGUUGUUUCAACUCUUAAUGAUAUUCCAACUUCUUCUUCUAUGUAUUUUUAUACCAAACUGCGAUUUAUUAAUCACGAAGUUGAUCCCCUACUGUCGAAACUGGGAGAUGUAAUGCACGUGUUCUCUUCGAUAUAUUUUUCUCUUAGCUUUUUUCUCUCAUUAGUGUACAAAUAAGUGAAUGGAAAGAUUAUAUAUGUUAAUGUAGAAUUUUAAUUUUUAUCUUUUUAGAUCAAUUAUAAAUACA